AUGAGUAUAUGGUGGAAUUCAAUUGUCUCGCCUCCCAAAUCCAAGGUUGGGGAAAAGGCGCACUCCGACAUCAGUUCUACAAAGGACUCCCUACAAGGAUCAAAGAUGAUCUCCUGCAUUGGAAAACCAGACUCCCUCACGGAGUUACAGACCCUUGCUCAAACUAUUGACACUCAUUAUUGGGAACAACGCAGCAAACAAGCAUUCACUGCUCAGCAGUCAGGACUCAAGUAUCUGUCGGGCACUCCGAAUGGAAAAGUUAGUUUUGGAAUCUUUGGAACAAUGAUUGAGGAUAAACUCCUCGAUUGGGUAGACGGACGCGGCAAAGGCAUAUUUGGAAUUAGGCGGGAAGAUCUUGCUAACAGAGGCGUGCACGCGGAUAGAGCGAGAUGGUUGUAUGAGUACUCCUCCACCCAAUUUGUCCCACCAGUCCCUAUCAUACCCUGA
Serpula lacrymans var. lacrymans S7.9 is the source of this 447-nucleotide messenger RNA. RefSeq lists its product as uncharacterized. Lineage: Eukaryota; Fungi; Basidiomycota; Agaricomycetes; Boletales; Serpulaceae. The transcript has 2 exons. The record is from RefSeq and is a predicted model, not a curated record. Bases 1 to 447 code for a protein of 148 amino acids.